Molecule: messenger RNA, 3200 nt
Organism: Hyaena hyaena (striped hyena)
Lineage: Eukaryota; Metazoa; Chordata; Mammalia; Carnivora; Hyaenidae
Gene: TOGARAM2
Product: TOG array regulator of axonemal microtubules 2
Exons: 19
Coding region: 1-2973 (990 amino acids)
Biological process (GO): microtubule cytoskeleton organization
Cellular component (GO): cilium; cytoplasmic microtubule
Molecular function (GO): microtubule binding
Source: RefSeq, a predicted model, not a curated record
AUGGGCACCCGUGAUGCUGUCCCCCCAGCCAAGGUUCUGGCCCCGGUGGCCGUGUACUGCGGGAGCGUCCCUCGGGCCAGUGCCGGGCCCCGCGCACUCCCGGGCAGAAGCGGUGACUCCAGGCUUGGAACUUACGGAGAAGCCACCCUCCAGCCAGCUCCGAGGGUCCUGCUCGAGAAGCCACUGCAGCUCUUGUGUGGACAGGCAGACCCCGACAGCCUCAAGCUGGAUGCCCCUCCAAAGGGCUGGCAGGCCAGGAAUGGCCACCCCGGGAACACUGCCGCCUUCUCUCUGGGGCCCAAACCCCCGGCACCCUUUCCUUCUCUGGAGUCCGAGGCCAACAGUGUGGCCCGGGACACCACCCAGAUCAAGGACAAGCUCAAGAAAAGAAGGCUCUCAGAGGGCUUGGCAUCAUCUUCCCAAGUCUCUCUGGAUCCUGUGGGAGGCCCCAGAGGAGUUCCUCUGAGGAGCACCAUCCCCCGGGCCACCUCCCAGAGGCUGCUGAGGGUGCCCAGGCCGAUGCCUCCCAUCCAGAGCAUCCCCACCACCCCCGAGGCUGGAGAAGCCAAGGAGAAGGGUCUGGACCCGCCUGGGAGCAGCCAGGGUCCCCAGGAGCUGAGACCCGGAGCCCAGGAGGUGCAGAUCUCCAGGCAAUACCUGCACUGCAGUGAUGAGAAGAUGCACAAGUCGCUGGGAGGUGUUGUGAUCCCGCCCAUCCCGAAAGCAGGGGUGUCUGCUGGGACCUCCUCCCAUGCACCUGGCUCCCUUCCUAGCCUCCAGCCUCCAGGCCAGGGUGUCCUCACGGCCCUGAGGGUCCCCUGCACACGGUUGGUUCGGGAGAGUGGGCCUCGGGAGAAGACCCCUAAAUCUCUGGAGCCAAAACCUUCAGCUCCACCUGCCAGAGACAGGUCUGCCGCCCCCAAGAAGCCUGCCCUGCCUUCAUCUCAGUCUGCUCCUACGCUGACAGCCUUUUCCUUCAUCCAUGCCAAAGAAGCCCGCCCCUUGCUCAGAGAAGAGGACCAGAAGGAGAGCAGUACUAAGAUCCAGGUCACCAUCUCCAAGUCUGCCCAGGAGAAGAUGCGGCUGAGGCAGAUGAAGGAGUUGGAGUUGCAGAGGGCAAAGGAACCGGAGAGGGAGAGGGAGCUUGCUUCCCAGAGCCUGGGCUCCCGGAGAGCCCUGAUGAAGGAAGGCCUCCUUCCCCUUCGGGGCAGUGGGACCUUGUCUGUGCCCACUGGGCUGAGCAUCCCACGAAGAAACAUGGGUGUCGCCCUCAGGAAGCGGGCCAACCGGGCCUCACUGCCCAGCAUCCCUGUCAGCAAGCAGGAGCCCAGCUUUGCACGCCAUGCUUCAGCCAACUCACUCCCUGCGGUGCUUACCUUGGGGUCUCCCGAAUGGGAAGAAGAGGAGGAGGAGAUGGAUCUUAGAGGCUUUAAGGAGCUGAGGCCUUUCUCGAACCCUGAGCUGGGGCUGAUGGAUGCCCUCCAGUGCCUGGAGAGCAGCGACUGGCAGAUGAAGGAGAAGGGCCUGGUGAGCAUCCAGCGCCUGGCGGCCUGUCAUUCAGAUGUCCUUGCUGGGAGGCUGCACGACGUGUCCUUGGCUGUGACCGGGGAGGUCACCAACCUCCGCUCCAAAGUGUCACGCCUGGCCAUCGGCACCCUGGGAGACCUCUUCCAGGCCUUGAAGAAGAACAUGGACCAGGAGGCGGAGGAGAUCACCCGCUGCCUGCUCCAGAAGAUGGGGAAUACCAGCGAGUUCAUCCAGAGAGCCGCCAACCGGUCCCUGGGAGCCAUGGUGGAGCAUGUGACCCCCGCCCGCUCCCUGGUGGCCCUCACCUCAGCGGGCAUCUACCACCGAAACCCCUUAGUCCGGAAAUGCACUGCUGAACACCUCUCAGCCGUCCUGGAGCAGAUAGGCGCCGAGAAGCUUCUCUCGGGCACCAGGGACAGCACAGAUAUGCUGGUGCACAACCUGGUGAGGCUGGCCCAAGACUCCAACCAGGACACCAGGUUUUAUGGCCGGAAGAUGGUGAAUAUCUUGAUGUCGAACACGAAGUUUGACGCAUUUCUGAAGCAGAGCCUCCCAUCCCAUGACCUGCGGAAGGUCAUGGCUGCCAUUAAGCAGCGGGGAAUAGAAGACAGUGAUGGACUUCCAUCUGCCAAGGGCCGCAAGGUGUCAAGGAGUUUGGUGCUGUGUGAGAACGGGCUGCCCGGCGAGGAUGGGCUCAGCUCCACCGGCCCUCGGCCAGCAGGGCUACGGCCCUCCAUGCACGGCGGCCCGGAGGUGGAGGAGCGGCUUCGGGAGCUGACGCGGCUGCUGGAGGCCAAAGAAUACCAGUCUCGGAUGGAGGCCGUGGGGCGGCUCCUCGAGCACUGCCAGGCUGAGCCAGAGCUCAUCACCGCCAACCUGGUCCAGGUCUUUGAUGCUUUCACCCCAAGGCUUCAGGACUCCAACAAGAAAGUGAACCAGUGGGCACUGGAGUCACUUGCCAAGAUGAUCCCCCUCCUCAAAGAAAGCUUACACCCUAUGCUGCUUUCCAUCAUCAUCGCUGUUGCAGACAACCUCAACUCCAAGAACUCGGGGAUUUAUACUGCGGCGGCAGCUGCACUGGACGCCAUGAUUGAAAGCCUGGACAACCUUUGCCUCCUACAAGCAUUUGCUGGGCGGGUGCGCUUCCUGAGUGGCCGCGCAGUGCUUGAUGUCACAGAGCGUCUGUCCGUGCUGGUGGCCUCCGUUUACCCCCAAAAGCCCCAGGCCGUGGAGCGCCAGGUCCUUCCGGUCCUCUGGUAUUUCCUGAACAACAUGACUGGGAACGGCGUCCUGCCCGGGCAUGGCGGGAACGUCCGCGCGGCGGUGUGCCGGCUGUCCAGGAGCCUCCAGGGACAGAUGGGCUCCCGGCUGCAGGCCCUGGCCGCUGGCCAGCCAAAGCAAGUCCUCAAAACGCUCCAAGAACUCUUAGACACAGAAUCCCAGUGAGGCAGCCCCCACCAAUGUCACCGACAGAGGGAUGGCAUCUGACAUCGAGACAGCUGGCAGCUCAUGCCCCUUUCGGCUGGGUUAAAGACGGAUCUGAAAUGGGGCAGUCAUAAUUUUUUAACUUACUUUAUUUUUAUGAUGGAACAGUUUCCUGGUCGACUUUCUCUUAGAGUUCCAGAUGCACAUAGUAUAUUUUGAAGUAGGAAUAAAGGACUUAUUUAUUUUUC